This is a messenger RNA of Salvelinus sp. IW2-2015, 2711 nucleotides long. Its product is annotated as CproteinK-interacting pacemaker. Gene Ontology annotation, cellular component: nucleus. Gene Ontology annotation, biological process: negative regulation of circadian rhythm; negative regulation of DNA-templated transcription. Lineage: Eukaryota; Metazoa; Chordata; Actinopteri; Salmoniformes; Salmonidae. The record is from RefSeq and is a predicted model, not a curated record.
CUCUCCACGCUUGGAACACGACGAGACGCCCACAGACUUCCAAAUAUGGAUAUGUGAGGUAUAAAACYUUGGUAUUAGAAGACUAUCUUGUGUCCACUCCUGCUUUUCACCGCGGGGAGAACAUUGUUGGUCAUUCUGAAAAUUGUACGGUCUCGAGCAAGACAUUGUAACAGUGGGUUCUUGUGGCAUUCCUCCCUGCAUGUGCGCUAGCUGACAGGGGUGUACCAUAAAUCUAGUCCCGUGUACAGCACCGUUUAUAUUUCUACUUGCGGACACUACACUGUCACACCAGACAGAKAGACUGUGGRCGCGGAGACUGGGAACGUUCGAUCACAAGGUUUCUUAUCCAUCUACUAACUACAGUGACAAGACCAUUGAAAAGAAACAGAGACAAGAUGAGUAGUACCAAAAGGAAAGCAGAGGGGCACACUAGGAACAUGGGCAAACUACGAACCAUGAAGUCUGGAAGCUCCAGAACAGACUCAGAGAGAGACUCUGGCUUCUCAGAUGCCAGCACCAUAGACCCGACAGAUUCUGAGGGCUCAUCGCACUCGGUGUCCAAGAGAGAAGUUCAGCGCCCUGGAUCAGUGUUGGGAGCACAGUCCUCACAGCUAGCUGUGGUGGGGGGGUCCUACUCCAACAUGCCCCCCAUGAUCAUCCAGCAGCCUCAGGUGGUCUUCCUACAACCUGUGGUCUCCCACUGCACCACCUCCAACCCCAAGGAGGCCUCCUCUAAACACCGGCGCCCAAAAAAGUUUCUUCCCAUCCUCAGGUCCUACCCCAAGAUUGCCCCUCACCCUGGGGACAGCUCGAGUUCCUCUGGGAGAGGAAGCUCUUGUUCUUCCUCCUCGGGGUCAGAGAGAGGUGGUUUGUCCUCCAYCCACCGGGAGCGCCAUCACAACCACAGAGACAAACAGCAGAAGCAGCAGUCUGGUAGUUCUAGCUCUGGUUCUUCUGGUUCCAGCACCCUCAGUUUCCCUCCUCCAACUAGCUCUCUGUCCCCCUCUCCCCAGCGCAGGCUCGCCCUCUCCUUCACAGACUCCAGUGCCUGUAGCAGCCCUGCUAGACCCUCCCCCGCCGUCAGUAGAUCAGAGUACACCCCCGCCCCGUCCUUGACCGUAACCCCUUCUCACACCCUCAACUUUGAGCACCCUGAGAAACUCAAGUCCCAGCCUCUCUCCCUCCCAAAACACGCCGCCACAACCGACAACGGCGAUGGAGAUGACCACGACAUCAAGCGUAAGCGCUUCUGCAACACGUACAACAUCCUGUCCAAGUCUGGCCUGCUGGACAUCACCCUAAGAACCAAGGACCUGCUCCGUCAGAACCGCAGGACCCAGGGAGACCUGGACCGGCUCAAGGAGCACACCAACCUCUUCCUGCAGGCCCUGCAGACCGGAGACACCAGCAUCUGGAGCAAGCUGCAAACCAGCCUCCAGGAAGAAGAGAAAGAGGCCGAAGAGAAAGGGAAGGGCAGUGGGCAGCAGAGCAUCUUAAAGGCAGAUACAGAUUAGACCUGGACUAAGUAAAAGCAGGGUUUCAUCUGUUAGAUUGGGGAGAGACUGAGUUGAGGUGGGGGAGGCUUGGACUUGGGCUGACUGAGGAAGCUGGACCGGCAGUAAUGUGCCCACAAUGAUCACGCAAACAGACAGUUACUCUGACCUUGUCUCCCUGCACUGCUGCCUGGUUCAGCUACCCUAAACAAGGCCAGGCAAACUCCCUCUACACACUAGCCUGCCUGCUUUACCCUAAACCAGGCCAGGCAUACUCCUGGUAAACACUGUAGCCUGCCUGCCUUACCCCCCAAAUCAGGCCAGGAUGGAUGGGAGGCUUCUGUAUGAUAUGAAAUCGCUCUAUUCCCUAUAUAGUGCACUACCUUGACUCUAUAUAGUGCACUACUUUGAUCCUAUGUAUAGUGUAUGGGGAAUAGGGUGGUGGACGUUGCAUUCUCUCUUUUCUGUUGUACCCAGCCUGGCUCGCCUUCUUCCUGUCAAACCGCCUUCCUGCUUCUUAGAAGAAGUCUUGUUGUGCUCUGAGUAUCUCUGAGAUAAGCCCUAAGGGACUUUUUUACUGGAAGCUGAAAGUGCCCACCACUUGACACUUAUAGCCGUCAUCGUGAUGAGUAAAAUAGGRCUAUAUUGAAGAAGGCUUGCAUGGUAUAGUUAGUAAGAGUGCUGAGUGGAUACCUGAAUUAAACCCAACAAAACCACACGUUUUUGAUGAAAAUAUAUGGUGUUAAUUUAGGCUCAAACAAAUAUGUUUAUUGAUACGUUUUACAAUACCCACUGGGCACACACUGGUUGAAUCAACGUUGUUUAAAUUACGUGGAACCAAUGUGGAAUAGACGUUGAAUGACGUCUUUGCCCAGUGUGUAGCCACUUAUACAGUAGGUUUCCACUGAAGCACGUCUAAGGAGAAUGGAAAGCAAGCAGCACAGAAUUAUUUUUUUCCCUCGUGAAUUCAUGGACUAAAGACAGUGAUUUACAUAAAGACUCCUUUAGGACUCUAGUGAGGAUACUGUUCAUCAAAGCAUUUUUUUUAUACAACAAAGACUAAUGAAAGUCCCUCAAAUGGAAGAUGGGCUGAAAUCUUUUUGUCAUAACAUUUUUUGUAAGASAAUUGUCAAGACUUUAUCCAAAAGCAGAAUUUUAUUUAAAACAUUUUAUUGUAUUUGCACUCAAAUAAUUAGAAGGUAGUUCCAAAGGAAUUUC